AUGGCCACACGCCUCAGAUCGGCUGGCAGGAGAUGCUGCACUGUGAUUGGUGGGUCAGGCUUCCUGGGACAGCACAUGGUGGAGCAGCUGCUGGAGAAAGGUUACAGCGUCAAUGUGUUCGAUAUCCGGCAGGGAUUUGAGAGUGACAGAGUGAGGUUCUUCCUGGGAGACCUCUGUGACAAGGAGGCUCUGCUCCCAGCUUUACAAGGUGUGUCUGUGGCAUUUCACUGUGCAUCACCAGCACCUUCAAGUGACAACAGAGAACUGUUUUAUAAGGUGAAUUUUAUGGGAACCAAAGCAGUCAUUGAAGCCUGCAAAGAAGCUGGAGUGCAGAAACUGGUGUUAACUAGCAGUGCCAGUGUAGUGUUUGAGGGCACAGACAUCAAAAAUGGGUCAGAAGACCUCCCUUAUGCACAAAAACCUAUUGACUACUACACAGAGACCAAGAUCCUACAGGAGAAGGAGGAGUAAUCAAGUAACCCACCAGACAACAAUUUCUUCACCACUGCUAUUCGUCCCCACGGAAUAUUUGGUCCCAGAGAUCCUCAGCUGGUUCCCAUCCUCAUCCAGGCAGCUCAGAGUGGCAAAAUGAAGUUCAUAAUUGGGGAUGGAAAGAACCUGGUGGAUUUCACCUAUGUGGAAAAUGUGGUCCAUGGGCACAUCCUGGCUGCAGAAAAGCUUCAGAAAGGCUCACCUGUGUGUGGGAAGGCAUUUCAUAUCACAAAUGAUGAACCAGUUCCCUUCUGGGCUUUCAUGUCCCGUAUCCUGACUGGCUUGAACUACGACCCCCCUAAGUACCACAUUCCCUACUGGUUGGCGUAUUACCUGUCCUUGCUGCUGGCCCUGCUGCUGUGGCUGCUCAGGCCCCUGGUCACCAUCAAGGCCACAUUUACCCCCAUGCGGGUGGCACUGGCUGGGACCUUCCACUACUACAGCUGUGAGAGAGCCAAGAGGGACAUGGGCUACACUCCUGUGGUGAGCUUGGAUGAGGCCAUAGCCAGGACUCUGCAGAGCUACCCCCACCUGUGCCGGGCCAAGGCCUGAGGAAUCCCUCAUGGAUCUGGAUUUAUUU
Messenger RNA from Acanthisitta chloris (rifleman), 1072 nucleotides. RefSeq names its product NAD(P) dependent steroid dehydrogenase-like (gene NSDHL). NCBI's taxonomy places the organism in Eukaryota, Metazoa, Chordata, Aves, Passeriformes, Acanthisittidae. Gene Ontology annotation, molecular function: 3-beta-hydroxy-Delta5-steroid dehydrogenase (NAD+) activity. The transcript has 8 exons. Gene Ontology annotation, biological process: steroid biosynthetic process. The record is from RefSeq and is a predicted model, not a curated record.